AUGGAGGCGAGAAGGCAGGGCGUGCGGCGCAGAGAGGAGGCGUGUCGCACUCGGAGCCGCAGGGUAGCAACAAUCAGCGCACACCACACAGCUGUGCGCAAUCCCGUCAUCUGCUCCUCCAGCAUAAACAGGGGGAAGGAGGAACAGAGAGGGGAGAGUAGGAGAAGGAACCCACUGGAGGAGACCGACCACAACAACGAAGAAGCGAUCAGACCGAGAGACGAUGCGACCCCGCAACAGACGCAAACCCUGGACCCCGCAAGGAAGCCCGUCACAGUGGCGCCAACGUGGAAGAGACGACCGGAAGCGGAAGGCGAUGACGUCAUCUGGGCUUUGGUCGCGAGCUACAAAACCCUGCUCAAGGAACAGCGUCAGGAGACCCAAAGGCUGCAGGCGCUGAUGAACCAGGUGGGAGGAAACGGCGAGGAUAUUCCCGAGGGGAAAGCCGAGGAAAACGCCAGUGGGAACACAGCAGAGAACCUCCACAUGGGGAGCGGAGCUGUGCAGGCGGCAGUGGCAGCAUCGGCAGUGGCAGCAGCAGGCCACCAGAGCGAGCUGUUGGCCAAGGAGAGGGAGGACGAGUUCGCCUGUCUAAAUGGUGAUGACAUUGAUGAAGACUGCUGUACAGAGGAGGCGCCCUGUGCUGGAGACACAUAUGCACGACCAGUGGAGCGGGCAGCUGGAAAAGUUGAAGAGGAAGAAGAUGAAUUAAAUGAAGAAAAUGAUGAAGAGGAAGAAGUUGAAGAUGAAGAAGGUGAAGAUGAAGAGGAAGUUGAAAAAUUUCAAGAAAAAGAGGAAGUCAAGGUGGAAAAAAAUUAA
This is a messenger RNA of Nerophis ophidion (straightnose pipefish), 819 nucleotides long. Its product is annotated as protein FAM9A-like. The transcript is spliced from 2 exons. NCBI's taxonomy places the organism in Eukaryota, Metazoa, Chordata, Actinopteri, Syngnathiformes, Syngnathidae. The coding region runs from base 1 to 819 and encodes 272 amino acids. The record is from RefSeq and is a predicted model, not a curated record.